AUGACACUUCCCCCUCAUAGGCAUUACAAUAUUGGGAUUGAACUUACAGAAGAGGGCCCCCUCAACUCCCCCCUCUAUAGUAUGACAGACGCUGAGUCCGCCACACUCAAGGACUGGCUCAGGGAUGAGUUGAAGGCAGGAAAGAUCCGGCCCAGCAAAUCCUCAAUUAGUUCCCCUGUCAUGUUUGUCCCAAAAAAGGAUGGUUCCUGCCGUUUAGUAGUUGACUAUUGUUGCCUGAAUAACCGGACAAAGAAGAAUGUCUACCCGUUACCUUGCCCAGACAACCUCAUGGCCCAGCUCCGUGGAGCCAAGAUCUUUACUAAGCUGGACCUACAAUGGGGAUACAACAAUGUCCAAGUAAAGGAAGGUGACAAAUGGAAGACGGCUUUCCACACAAAAUACGGGUUAUACAAGUCCCUGGUUAUGACCUUUGGCCUGACUAAUGCACUGGCGGCUUUCCAACACUUCAUGAACAAAUUAUUCAAAGAUUUACUAGAUGUAUGCGUCAUCAUCUAUCUCAAUGACAUCCUAAUCUACUCAAAGGAUGACGCAUCACAUACCCAACAUGUUCAUGAAGUCCUACGUUGUUUAAUAGAAAACCAGCUGUUCUGCAAAGCAUCAAAGUGCACAUUCCACGUUACAUCUGUAGAAUACCUAGGAAUCAUUGUGUUGGAUAAAGGUUUCAGCCUGGACAAGCUCAAGAUCCAGGCAGUCCAAGAAUGGCCUACGCCCUCAAAAGUCAAGGAAGUGCAAUCUUUCCUUGGCUUUGCCAACUUCCUUUGUUGCUUUGUUGCCAACUUCAGCCACAUAGCUAGGCCCUUACACAAUUUGGUUAAGAAGGACGUACCCUGGAAAUGGGAUACAAAGGAGCAGGAAUCAUUCCAAGGUUUGAAGGACGCUAUCACCAAUGCCCCAGUUCUCUGCCAUGCAGACCCCUCAAAACCUUAUUUCCUAGAAACCAACGCUUCCGGUGCAGCCCUGGGUUCCAUACUAAGUCAACAACAGGAAGACAGCCGCCUACACCCUCUGGGUUUCCUAUCAGAAUCAUUCAAGGGAGCCAAACAAAAUUACAACACCCAUGAUAAGGAACUAUUGGCAAUCAUCAGGUCUUUCAAGUACUGGCGCAUCUUCCUGGAAGGGACAAUCCACCCAAUCACGGUCUUCACAGAUCACCGCAACUUGGAAUAUUGGAAGGAGUCUUGUACAUUCAACUGUUGCUGCGCCAGAUGGCAUCUAUUACUAGCCGGGUAUAAUUUCCAAAUUGUGUACCAACCUGGCAAACAGUCCGGCAAGCCAGAUGCACUCUCACAACGCCCGGACCAUGCCAAUGUCCCACCUGCCAAUCAAACCAUGUUGCCUAAUCCUGUCUUUGCCAACAUUGCAUUAGUCCUGCCGGAACAGGAAUUACAGCAGCGCAUUGAGUCAAGUCUAGACCAGGAUGAGUCAUUGGAAGAGAUCCUCCAAUUCCUACAAAAUGAGUCCAAGGCCCCCCUGUCCAUCAAACGCGCUUUCAAAGAUUACCAGAUGGAGGCGGGCUUAUUGUUCUACCAAGGACGCAUUGUGGUCCCUGAUGUGGGAACCCUGAGGAUGGACUUACUACAAAUAUUCCACAACAGCCCUCUGGCGGGACACCCAGGCAGACAACAAACCCUGGAAUUGGUCUCCUGUAACUACUAUUGGCCAGGCAUUUGUGCAGAAAUGUAUUGGCAUGUGGAUUCCUGUGAAACCUGCCAACGGAUCAGGAAACCUGUCCUAGACGUCUGUAAGGACGUCGAGGAGGAAGGCGCUUGCGGCCGAGUGUAUCUAAGCCGUAUGGGCGAUGGCGGACUAUGUAAGUACAAUGCAGAGGCCGCUUAA
Molecule: messenger RNA, 1857 nt
Organism: Rhizoctonia solani
Lineage: Eukaryota; Fungi; Basidiomycota; Agaricomycetes; Cantharellales; Ceratobasidiaceae
Product: Retrotransposable element Tf2 protein
Exons: 2
Coding region: 1-1857 (618 amino acids)
Source: RefSeq, a predicted model, not a curated record